GGUGACCGGCUUUGGUCCUUGGGCGCACCGCUGCGCAGCAGCUGGCUGCUGUUCAUCGAGAUCUUUUCCACGCAACCAGCUUGCAGGCAGUGGAGGACGAGACCGAGCUCUGGGCCGUCGUCUCUGUGAGGAGGACCCUUCAACAGCCCCAUCACCGAGCAGAGCUCCCCGGCCGUGGCGGCGGCGUCCCCGGCCCGGCACGGCCUGGAGGCCUUGCGGAGCCUAGGGGCCUUGGAGCACCUGGCAGGAGAGUGGAUGGCAUGGCGACCACCGACGUGGAGAGGCAUGUCAUGGGCAACAUCUCCGAAGAGGCCUGGCGGCUGCUGCUGGGCCGAGCGCUGCAGGCCGGAUCGCUACCAGGGGGUGUGGAUGCGGUUUGGAAGCACCCGUUCUGCUUGCUCUUGGAUGAGGAUACCUCGGCAGAAAGUGCCAUGCGCAAGUUGGAGGUGGUCAUCGAGAUCCAAAGGCCCGAAAGAGGGAAAGCCAGAGGCAGCAGACACAAAACGGUGGGGUCCGCCGUGUACGGGCUAGCGCAACUUUUUGACCGCCCUGAGAUCACGGAGGAGCUGACGGUGCCCAUCUUCAAUGCCAAGCAGCCUGCUGGGUAUGUGCGCCUGCGCGUGCAGGCGCGGCCACUUCUUGCCCCCCGGCUGGGAGUGCAGCAGACAGGCAGACCCUCCAUCGGCGAGCGCCUGAAGUCCCUGGUGCGUCAGUGCUCCGGGACGGUGCGGCCGACCACUUCCAUGGCCUCCGAGCGGACCUUCGCGCCGGACACGGUGGUGGAAGAGCCCGGUGAGGCAGAGGCUCCACAAGAGAGCCCCCGGCUUGGUGCGAAGGACGAUUCCAUUGCGAGCCUCUGAAGAAUGUAGGUGGCUACAAACACCUCCUGCAGAAAUGACGCGCUUGCCAUGGAAUCAAGCGGAAGGCGGAGAGAAAUGUGACUGAAGAGCCUAGAUAUCUUUGGUCGCAAAAAGGCGAAGAAGCGGGGC
Molecule: messenger RNA, 989 nt
Organism: Effrenium voratum
Lineage: Eukaryota; Dinophyceae; Suessiales; Symbiodiniaceae
Source: the annotation of a GenBank genome assembly